Messenger RNA from Caretta caretta (loggerhead turtle), 4171 nucleotides. Lineage: Eukaryota; Metazoa; Chordata; Testudines; Cheloniidae. The record is from RefSeq and is a predicted model, not a curated record.
AAAGGGCUUUGCACACAGCUCAAAUCUCUGAAUACAUCAGUGCGCACACCGGGGAACGGCCAUUCCAGUGCACUGUCUGGAGAAAGAGCUUUGCACAGAGCUAAUACCUGAGAAUACACCAGCGCAUUCACAGUGGGGAGCGGCUCUACAGGUGUGCUGACUGUGGCAAAUGCUUUGCUCACCUGUCCCCAGUUGACUCCCUAAUACCCCUCUGCCACCACCAGGGCCCGACGGGCUGCUGGCAGGCCUGGCACAGUGCCAGCAGAAUCAGACCAGGGAGUGGUCCUGUCCCCAUCAUGCCCAGCAGAGACUGUGUGGGGCAGGGAAUGGGACUUAACUGAGCAGUGUGGAGGAAGAGCAGCCAGGUGGGGGGAUUUUAGAGUAGAUGGUCACAACCUCCUCCAUUAGGAAAGGAGAUCCGUCUCGGAGGGAUCCAGCCAGGUCUAUCUCUAUCAAACUCCCCCCAACACAUAUAGCUGUGCGGCAGCCAGGACAAUCCUUCCCUACCCCUCCUCCAUCCAGAUGGGACUGAGUCAGGGACUUUCCCCCACAGCUACCUCCGUUUCAGCCAGCGGGUGACUCUUGGGUGACAUCUACAGGGAGGGAUUUGCAGUCCUGUCUCAGCAUGGAUUGAGCUGAGGGGCAGGACAGCUCAGUGCUUGAGACUGAAAGAAGACUCAGGAACUGCUCAUGCCGUCUACUUUAAAUAGAAAUGCGAUGCAGAACUAUGUACCUAAUGUGUAACAAAGGUCUGUCUAACCUGGUGUUUCUUUGCUAUUAAAGAAGCUGCUGCAUUCAGAAGCCAAUGUGAAGUGUAAAUCUUUAAGAUAAACCAGCCCAAAUGUACUAAGGCUUGACUGACCAUGAGGCCUGAUGAACUGUGUGACCGGCGGGUGCACACAGAGAGUUUUGCAUUACUCCUUGGGGAAUUCUAUGUCAAAAAAAAAUUCUGCACCCCAUAUUUUAAAAUUCUGCAUAUUUUAUUUGUCAAAAUAACACAAUAUAAUUGUGACAGGGCACCCCAUAAGGCUUUAUGGGGAUAUGCUUGUAAAUGUCUAUAUGACAUAACUGGAAUGUGUUUUAUGGUACAUGUGCCAUGUAUCAUAUCUCUGUAAAGGUUAUGAUCUAUUGAAUCUAUUCCUCCUAUCUAUAUGCAUGUGUCAUUUUUGUAGUUGAAGUUAUGAAUAUUGGCUGUGUACAUGCUUGAUUUCUGGGUAGCCUUGGUAAAAGUAUUUUGUCAGUUUUCUGAGAGAAGUCUAAUCCCAGUAAGUGCCCAAUCAAGAACCACUUAAGCCAACAGUGAUUUGGGAGACGCCAAUCCACUUCUGAGCUUUCCCAGGAAUGUGGUGUGACUGCUAAGGAACUCAGUCUUGCAGGGACAUGUGACUUGCCUGUUAGGAUAUAGAUAUUCAGGCCUGUCUGCAAAGGCCGGUACUUUAAGAAUUUAGGUGUAUUCUUAUCACUUGGCUAGUUCUAGAGGCAUAAAAGAAAGAAAGAAAGAAUCAAAAUCACUGUCUGCCAGUGUAAGGUCCUUCUCUUACUGUGACAGUCUGAGGCCCUGUUCUUAGGCGAAGGCCUUUGGCUAAGUGACAGAGGCAGUCAUAAGCUGGGAAGCGACUGGUCACAUCCUCACAUUGCAAACUAGUCACAUUGAAAUGAGGUGCUAUUGGGCUGUUCGGAAUACGAUCCUGUCUUGAUAGUGUCUGUCAGAGAAAGGAAAGUGCCUAGAAGAUGUAAAAGGACAUUUAGGUUGUUAGUUUUCUGUCUGGUAAGAACUCACUUACCAAUAGACACAGCUGGGAAACUCUUAUGUCUUUAUAGAUGUAGUUGUGAAAUCCUCACUUCUGUAUUGUUUUGUCAUUGUAGUUCCCACUUUGCUAUUGUUUAUUGGCAUGGUCUCUGUGAUUGUUUCUGUCUACUGUAUAAUUAAUUUUGCUGGGUGUAAACUAAUUAAGGUGGUGGGAUAUAAUUGGUUAGCUAAUCAUGUUACAAUGUGUUAGGGUUGGUUAGUUAAAUUUCAGUAGAAUGAUUGGUUAAGGUAUAGCUAAGAAUAUUACUAUAUAAAUAAUAACAGGAAGUUAGUUGGGAUUCGAAAAUAAGGAAAAAGGAACUUAGAUUUAAGCUUGCUGGAAGUUCACCCCAAUAAACAUCUAAUUGUUUGCACCUUCGGACUUCGGGUAUUGUUGCUCUCUGUUCAUGCGAGAAGAACCAGGGAAGUGGGAGAGUGAAGAAAUAAGCUCUCUAACAUUGCCCAUGUGACUCCAAAACUCCAUCUUGGAGCUGGAUUCUACACAGGGGGAGGGAGGGAAGGAGGGUGGGUGUCCACCCACAAGAGAAAGUCUAUUUAAACCCCUGGGAGACCCCUCCAUUUUGUGUUCAGCUGGCUAAAGAGAGAGCCUCUCCACCCCCAAGGAUACCUGAAAGAAACUGGAACAAGGGACAAUAACUAUAGGGGGGGUGAGUGACUGCUAGACCCAGGCUAGAAGGAGUCCAGUCUGUACAAAGAAGCUUACUGGUAGGGUUUUUAUCUAUAUUCAGUUUUUAUCACUGUAUUAGAGAUGGAUUUGCAUGUUUUAUUUUAUUUUAUUAGGUAAUUCACUUUGUUCUGUCGGUUACUACUUGGAACCACUUAAAUCCUACUUUCUGUACUUAUUAAAAUCACUUUUUACUUCUUAGCCCUGGUCUACACUAGGACUUUAGGUCGAAUUUAGCAGCGUUAAAUCGAUUUAAACCUGCACCCGUCCACACAAUGAAGCCCUUUAUUUCGACUUAAAGGGCUCUUAAAAUCGAUUUCCUUACUCCACCCCUGACAAGUGGAUUAGCGCUUAAAUCGACGUUGCCGGCUCGAAUUUGGGGUACUGUGGACACAAUUCGAUGGUAUUGGCCUCCGGGAGCUAUCCCAGAGUGCUCCAUUCUGACCGCUCUGGACAGCGCUCUCAACUCAGAUGCACUGGCCAGGUAGACAGGAAAAGAACCGCGAACUUUUGAAUCUCAUUUCCUGUUUGGCCAGCGUGGCAAGCUGCAGGUGACCAUGCAGAGCUCAUCAGCACAGGUGACCAUGAUGGAGUCCCAGAAUCGCAAAAGAGCUCCAGCAUGGACUGAACGGGAGGUACGGGAUCUGAUCGCUGUUUGGGGAGAGGAAUCCGUGCUAUCAGAACUCCGUUCCAGUUUUCGAAAUGCCAAAACCUUUCUGAAAAUCUCCCAGGGCAUGAAGGACAGAGGCCAUAACAGGGACCCGAAGCAGUGCCGCGUGAAACUGAAGGAGCUGAGGCAAGCCUACCAGAAAACCAGAGAGGCGAACAGCCGCUCUGGGUCAGAGCCCCAAACAUGCCGCUUCUAUGAUGAGCUGCAUGCCAUUUUAGGGGGUUCAGCCACCACUACCCCAGCCGUGUUGUUUGACUCCUUCAAUGGAGAUGGAGGCAAUACAGAAGUAGGUUUUGGGGACGAAGAAGAUGAUGAUGAGGAGGUUGUAGAUAGCUCACAGCAAGCAAGCGGAGAAACCGGUUUUCCCGACAGCCAGGAACUGUUUCUCACCCUAGACCUGGAGCCAGUACCCCCCGAACCCACCCAAGGCUGCCUCCUGGACUCAGCAGGCGGAGAAGGGACCUCUGCUGCAUGUGUUUCAAUGAUCACAGGAUCUUCUCCUUCCCAGAGGCUAGUGAAGCUUAGAAAGAAAAAAAAAACGCACUCGCGAUGAAAUGUUCUCCGAGCUCAUGCUGUCCUCCCACACUGACAGAGCACAGACGAAUGCGUGGAGGCAAAUAAUGUCAGAGUGCAGGAAAGCACAAAAUGACCGGGAGGAGAGGUGGAGGGCUGAAGAGAGUAAGUGGCGGGCUGAAGAGAGUAAGUGGCGGGCUGAAGACAGGGCUGAAGCUCAAAGGUGGCGGCAGCGUGAUGAGAGGAGGCAGGAUUCAAUGCUGAGGCUGCUGCAGGACCAAACCAGUAUGCUCCAGUGUAUGGUUGAGCUGCAGCAAAGGCAGCUGGAGCACAGACUGCCACUGCAGCCCCUCUGUAACCAACCGCCCUCCUCCCCAAGUUCCAUAGCCUCCACACCCAGACGCCCAAGAACGCGGUGGGGGGGCCUCCGGCCAACCAGCCACUCCACCACAGAGGAUUGCCCAAAAAAAAGAAGGCUGUCAUUCAAUAAAUUUUAAAGUUGUAAACUUUUAAA